CCACGGCCUCUGCGGGGAGGGUUUCCUCGCCCAUUCCCGCGGAGAGCGAAGCUCCUAUCCCUGCCCGGUCACUCCUCCCCUCCCUGGGCCCGACAGGACCCCCCCGGCCUGGGGUGCGGCCCCUCCUCCUCCUCCUCCUCCACUGGGGCUUGCCGCCGCCAGUCUCCAUCCUGGGGCCUGGCUCUAGCGGGUGCCCUAUAGGCAACAGGCCUCAUGUCCCCGAGCUGCCCAGCGGGAGGGGGGGACUGUCCCAGGGCCCCGGCACCCGCGCAGUGUCUCUGACACUAAAUGGUUCCUGGAGUAACAAAUAGGAGUAGAGGGGUCAGCGCCCGAUGGGCUUCGAGAAGCCUCGUGUAGCUGCAAGAAGUCAGUAGCUUAGGCCAGUUCUUACCCUAUGUGUGCUUGGUGUUGCAGGACUGAAGAGGCUUGGCUUCAGGAAAUGCAGACUCCCCCCCAGCAGAACCUCCCUGUUGUUGAAGAUGGGAAGAAUAGUGGUGGGACACAAGAACAUGACCCCAGUGAGGAGAAAGUGGAGCCUGAACACUUUUCAGAGCCGAACAAAGUUAUUAGUCCUGGGCCUGGUAACAAGGCUAAUGUGAGAGCAAGUCCCACUGACAGAGUCAGAGCGGCUACUAGGAAAAGGUCUUGUCCUCAUCCUAGCCCCAAGAAAGCUGACCGGAGUCCCAGUCCCAAGAGGAUAUCUCCAUGGAGAGAGAGUCCCAGGAAAGGCCUCACUUCAAGUUCAUUUAACUUGUCCCCAAGGGCACUUGCCAUUAGCCCACAAAUCACACGUCGCUCAUGGUGCCGCUCCAGUCUGAAAGGAACCAACCGCCGGAAGUCGCUGCCUCCUUUCCACCAGGAUGUCACAGAGCUGAGCAAAUCAAUCAGCCUUGAUUUUCCUGAGACUGACAGGCUUUCCAUGCUUCUGCUGUCUAGUUUCCAGUUCUCUGCCCAGAAGCUUCAGCACUUCUUGAAGCAGACUGAUGGCUUCAGCCCUGAGGCUUUUAAAGCAAAUGUGAAUUCAGUUUCAGAAGAGCUGAUGCGUUGUACAGAGAGACUGAAACUAGAUGGAACGCUAAAGAAAUGUACAGAAGAGCUGAAAGGUAUUUUAUCAGACCCUGCACUAAAUGUGUCAUUGGCCCAGAUGAAGGAAUAUAUAAACAGGUUUACUACAGAGUCUCAAACUUGGGAUCAGCUUUUACUGAGUUUCCAGAAAAGUGCAGAAGAAAUGUCCAGACAACUGAAGCAGUGCAAGACGAAUGAAGUGCAAGUGGAACCUGCUAGUUAUCUCGGAACCUCACAGGCCAAAGUUCUCGGUAGCAAGCCUAACUAUCAGAAAAUACUAGCUAGCCAGGGUGAGGUGUUUGACUGCAUGGAGCUUGUGCUGGAUGAACUACAGCAGGCAGUAAAGUUGUUGCAGACUUUCAUAGAAGACAGUACACAGUACCUCCGGAAUCUGUCAGAGCAACUUGCAUCAAGGACCUUUCAGCAACUGGAAAACUCACCUAUUCGGAAACUACUCAAAGUUCCCCUAAAGAAGCCACCGGUCCCCCAAUGCCAGCAGCCUCCAGAGGGUUAAACACAGACUUGCAGCAGAUGGCUGUCAUUGCCUCCUUUUGCCUUUGCCUUUAUUACCUUUCCCUGCAGGCUCUUUCCCCGCUUCUCUAAGAGGUUGUGGUUCUAGAGGUCCAGGAGGCCUGGGGGGGCUUAGCACUCACUUGCCUUCAUAAAUGUACUAUGGGGUGCCUAUCACUUGGGGUGGGAGCAGUGGCUGGUUUGGGGGGGUGGGUGUCAGAGGGCUUGUUCUGUCGGACUGAGCUGUAUCACCGGACCGUGCCUUGCUCUCGGGGUUACCUGUGCUGUGAAUAAAAGGGCGGGGCAUCGCCCCCCAGUGCUGCCA
Messenger RNA from Dermochelys coriacea (leatherback sea turtle), 1900 nucleotides. RefSeq names its product DSN1 component of MIS12 kinetochore complex (gene DSN1). Gene Ontology annotation, biological process: cell division; mitotic sister chromatid segregation. Gene Ontology annotation, cellular component: MIS12/MIND type complex. The coding region runs from base 395 to 1579 and encodes 394 amino acids. The transcript is spliced from 11 exons. The record is from RefSeq and is a predicted model, not a curated record. NCBI's taxonomy places the organism in Eukaryota, Metazoa, Chordata, Testudines, Dermochelyidae.